Messenger RNA from Drosophila montana, 1288 nucleotides. Its product is annotated as peritrophin-44. Gene Ontology annotation, molecular function: chitin binding. The coding region runs from base 211 to 1152 and encodes 313 amino acids. The transcript is spliced from 2 exons. The record is from RefSeq and is a predicted model, not a curated record. NCBI's taxonomy places the organism in Eukaryota, Metazoa, Arthropoda, Insecta, Diptera, Drosophilidae. Gene Ontology annotation, cellular component: extracellular region.
CACUGUCUGGAACUGUUGAAUAGCAGGAUAACUAACAGCAUAACAUUAAUAACAAAAAAAAACCAACAACUUAAUAUAAUAAUAUCAAGAUUAUCAAUUGAAACAAUCAUUUUGAGAUUUUGUUCGAAAUGAAAAGCUUCUCAUUUGAAGGCUUUUGCCGCUUUUGCGGCCGCCUGCCUUUUGCUGGCCAGCCAGGCAAGUGCCUAUACUAUGGAGGACAUGUGUGCUCAGUGGUCGGGCACUGGAUAUAUUGGCAAUCCUACCGAUUGCACCCGCUGGGGAUACUGCAAAAAUCAGGAGCUUGUGGCCACAGGUACCUGUAGCAAGGGCGAGGUUUAUGAACCGCAGUCGCAGACCUGCCAAUACGAUUCUACCACGGCGUGCACCACCAGCGCAAAGCAGACAUGCGCUGCACUGAAAACUGCCGGAUUUGUGGCAGAGCCUACAGAUUGUACCAAAUAUACCUAUUGCUUUGGCGAUGGUACAUCCGAAACUCAAACUUGCCCAACUGGUCAGAUGUAUGCUGCCAACAAUAACUCCUGCGUUUGGGGUCCAACAUGUCCACAGGAUACACUCUGCCGUUUUAUGCCGAACAAUAUUUUUGUCGGUGAUCCGACCAGUUGUCAACAAUAUCUACAGUGCAUCAAUGGCUACGGAGUAUCGGGAAGUUGCCCCGAUGAAUUUCCUUACUAUAACGCUGCUAGCAAUGUUUGCCAAAAAACUGAUACAUGCACAGGCAAUGGCGGUGUAACCACUAGUACUCCACCUGUAACAAAUAUUCCAUGCACUCCUGGAUUGGAAACUUAUACAGCAGAUGGAGAGACUUGUUACGGAUACCUAUACUGCGAUGGCGUCGCGGAAGAAUCUGUUUGGGGAUCCUGCCCCUUUGGAUUGUCAUUUGAUGAAGCAAAACAAACAUGUAUCUCUCCCGCAGCCACCCUUUGUGGAUCGGAUCGCUGUCAAAACACGAAUCUGACAUUCGCAGCUGUUGUAAAUACAGAGUGUAGGAGUUAUACAUAUUGCCCGUCUAAUACCGUGGGCACUUGCCCAACAGACUUUGAAUAUUUUGAUGAGGUAAUCGGGAAAUGCGUGGCCGAGCAACCCAAGCAAACUAUUUGUAGAGAAACACUGCCUCCGAGUUCCAACGAAUAGUAAACUAUAGACGAAGCCGGUGAAAUUUCCGUUUUUAACUGUUGCCUUAAAUUGUAUGUACGUAAUUAAAUAUUGCUAAAGUAAAGCGCAUAUAAAUAAAUCAAAUCAGUUAAUCUAGCAUUCUGCUCAAAAUGUA